UAAAGGUGCGCGGAGCAUGGCGCUGUACGCGACGGCAGCCUCGGUGCUGGCGGGCGUGGAGGAGCGCCGAGGCUCGGUCCGGUCGCUGGUGUACUCCAGCGGCUUCCAGAACGUGAAGCCGUUGUAUGCGCUGGUGUGUGAGACGCGGCGCUUCGACACCGUGCUGGACGCCGUGAUUACCCGCGCCGGUCUGCUCCGUGCCGAGAAGAAGCUGCGGCCGCACCUAGCCAAGGUGCUGGUGUAUGAGCUGCUGCUGGGGAAGGGCUUCCAAGGCAGUGGGGGAGGCCGAUGGAAGGCCCUGCUGGACCGGCACCAGGCUCGGCUGAAGGCUGAAUUGGCCCGGCUCAAGGUUCAGCGGGGUGUGAGCUGCAAUGAGGAUCUUUUGGAAGCAGGGGCCAAGCCUGGCUCAGCCCCCCAGGUUCCAAGGUAUGUUCGGGUGAACACCCUCAAGACCUGCUCUGAUGAUGUGGUAGAUUAUUUCAAGAGAAAAGGUUUCUUCUACCAGGGCCGUGCUUCCAGCCUGGAGGACUUACGGACGCUUGAGGGAAAGCACUUUCUUCUGGAUCCUUUGUUGCCUGAGCUGCUUGUGUUUCCCGCCCAAACAGACCUGCAUGAGCACCCGCUGUACCUGGCGGGACACCUCCUCCUGCAAGAUAAGGCCAGCUGCCUCCCAGCCAUGCUGCUGGCUCCACCCCCAGGUUCCCACGUCAUCGAUGCCUGUGCUGCCCCUGGCAACAAAACAAGUCACUUGGCAGCUUUCCUGAAGAACCAGGGGAAGAUCUUUGCCUUUGACCUAGAUGCCAAGCGUCUAGCAUCCAUGGCUACGCUGCUGGCCCGGGCUGGAGUCUCUUGCUGUGAGUUAGCAGAGGGAGACUUCCUGGCAGUGUCGCCUUCUGAUCCACGGUAUGCUCAGGUCCAGUACAUUCUACUGGACCCUUCCUGCAGUGGCUCAGGGAUGUUGAGCCGGCAGCUGGAGGAGCCAGCGAAGGCACCCAGCCAGGAGCGCCUGCGCACCCUGGCGGGCUUCCAGCUGCGCGCCCUGUGCCACGCACUCACGUUCCCUGCCCUGAAGCGCCUCGUCUACUCUACCUGCUCCCUCUGCCAAGAGGAGAAUGAAGAUGUAGUCCAAAGAGCCCUGGAGGAGAGUUCAGGGGCCUUCAGGCUGGCGCCCACCCUACCCUCCUGGCCCCACCGAGGCCUCAAGACGUUUCCAGGGGCUGAGCACUGCCUCCGGGCUUCCCCUGAAGCCACGCUCACUGGUGGCUUCUUUGUCGCUGUCAUUGAACGGGCAGAGGUGUCAAGCUUGGCUUCACAUGCCGAAGCACUGGCACAACUCAUUUCUAGCCCAGCUACAAGAAGGAAGAAGCGGCGAAAAACUGCGGCUGGCCCUGGCCAGCACCUGCUGCCAUGCUCAUAGAGGUGCGGGCAAUGCCACCUUGUGGCCAGGCCUCCCUGUGGCACUAGUGGCUGCAUGUCCCACCCUGACGAUGGGACAGACAGUGUCUCUCCCAGGGGUCCGAGUCCUCCCUCCUUCCUGGUGGCAGAAGUGCUGCUGGCACAAGUAAGAGCCAUGACAGGGUCUAUGACAGA
Messenger RNA from Perognathus longimembris pacificus (Pacific pocket mouse), 1590 nucleotides. It is a transcript of the gene Nsun5, whose product is annotated as NOP2/Sun RNA methyltransferase 5. Gene Ontology annotation, biological process: rRNA base methylation. Gene Ontology annotation, molecular function: methyltransferase activity. NCBI's taxonomy places the organism in Eukaryota, Metazoa, Chordata, Mammalia, Rodentia, Heteromyidae. Gene Ontology annotation, cellular component: nucleolus. The record is from RefSeq and is a predicted model, not a curated record. The transcript has 10 exons. The coding region runs from base 17 to 1417 and encodes 466 amino acids.